CAACGCCACCCUCGUCCACCACCAGCACUCUGCGUGUCAGGACGCACGGAAACCCGCGUCUUCAGUUCAUUCACGGGUUGAUUUUUAAAGCCGCUCACGCCAUGGACUCUGCGGCUCGUCGGCACCAGCACGUCGUUGUCUUCCAGUGCCGCAGUCUGGACGGACAAGAAGUCCGCAGGGUCGAAAACUAUUUCCAAAUUCGCCGCAAGUCCGGUGGAGGAGAGUGCGGCUCCGUGAGCGAAGUCGGCGACAAAGUUUACAGCAUCGCGUUUAAAGAGCGAGAAGCUCAGCAAAGAGUCCUGCAGAGGCCAGAACAUGUGUUGGAGUUGGCAGAUGGUCCUCUGGUCCUCACCAUCCAGAGCAGCCCAGGAUCUCCCAGCUCAGCUCCCACCUCCAUCUCCACAUCAGUUGGUGCAAAACUGAGCUUGACCUCAUCACAGAGCUCACAGUCUACUCCUGCCUCAAUACCUCCAUCAAGUGGUGAGGAGUAUGAACUACAGUGUGAUACUUACCUACAGAAUUAUCUUAAGGAAUGUGACAAGGCUGGGAAAGAGCUAGAGACAGAACUUGCCUCAAUGGCCUGCACUGCUCAGUUUUACCCAGAGGAGGGCAGGGUUUUGGUCAGGAGAUUAGCUCAACCUGAUGCUGCAGAUGAAGGCACAAAGUGGAAAUCUGAGGUGAACAAGCUCUUCGAUGGCUACCUGUGCCACUUUGAGGUGGACCCCCACAAAGUCAAGGCUUUGCUUCAGCCUCCUAGCUCUCACAAAGACUUAGAUCAGGUGAAGGUUUACAAUGAAGUUGGUAUGGCUGUCGUGGUUGGGAAACGUGUCCAGGUUAAUGCCAGGCUGACAGACAUUGAGGGCUUGGUUGUGAAACCUCAAAGUUUUUGUAAGAAGGAAACUUGCACUCGACGCCUUGGUGAGGCAAAACUGCGCCUCCUCUGGAAAAAAAUUGAGCAUGAUUUGGGACAAAAAUGCCCAGGCAUUAAGGUCACACAGGGAGAUGCAGGUCAGGUUGUUUUGGAAGGUGCUGUGUUGGACAUGGUUGAGGCUGAUGAAUUGAUCGCUAAAGCAGGGAGUCUGGUGUCAAAAAGGACAGUUUCUGACAUGAGCCCACAACUUUUGGCCUUUCUAAGGAAAACCUAUGGAGGCCCGGGGAUGCUAAGUGACAUCUUAGGGGUUGGUGAUGCGGUUGAAAUUGAGUUACGAGACACGGAGAUCUGUUUCCUCUCCCUGUCUGCAGAUAACCUGGAUGACUCGGCAAAAAAAAUGAAAGAAAAGUUCACGGAAAUCAAGAUUUUUCUGCCCCAUUGCACCACUGUUCCACCAGAGCUUCGGAACAAGCUUCAGUUCAAGUCACAUGAGUUGAACCAAGGACAAUAUAGGGCUCAGGUCCUGUUUGGCCCAGCCAACACAGUGUGCUUAGUGGGCCACACCAAAGAGGUUGAAGACCUAAAUGAAACUGUUGAAGAAUGCAUUUUAGACCAAACAAGCAUCAACAGCAAAGUAAUUGUCCCUUUUCCAGAGUUAGUACAACUCUUACCAGAACUGCUGCAGCUGCAUAAGUUUGAUUAUUCAGGGGUUACUUUCCAUCCUCUAACGUUUUCCACUAAGUCCAUGGUGUGUCUGGAAGGUCCAUCCAGAAAGGUGACUGAGGUUAGGAACAGACUGGGUCCAUUUCUAGAUUCCCUCGUUCAGGACAACGUCACCAUCAACCUGCCAGGUGCAUUGAGGUAUUUUGAAAGUCCCUUAGGACAAGAGUCCAUUUUAAAAGUUGCCCGUUCCCAGAAGUGUCUCAUAAAGCUUUGUGAAGAACUUCAAGCUAGUCGGACUUUCACAUCUGGUGCAACACUGAGUAAUGGAGGGAACACAGUUGCCAGCUACACACUUUGUGACGGACUCCAGGUAGUGGUGUGUCUGGGUGACAUUACCAAACAGCAUGCUGAUGCCCUGGUUAACGCUGCUAAUGAAGAUCUGGACCACUGUGGAGGUGUUGCUGCUGCUCUGAGUAAAGCAGGUGGACCCAAAAUACAGAAGGAGAGUAAUGCGAUUGUCAAGCAAACUGGGAAAAUUCGUACAGGUGAUGUGGUCGUGACCACAGGCGGGAGCUUGCGCUGUAAGACACUGCUGCAUGCUGUUGGGCCUGUAGCUAAGAAAUCAGGUGGCAAUGAAAGGUUCUUGUUGGAAAAAGCUGUGCACUCUACUCUGAAUAUGGCUGAAUCGAUGGAGAUCAGCUCUAUAGCAAUACCAUGUAUCAGCUCUGGUGUGUUUGGUGUCCCUGUCACUGUGUGCUCUGAGGCUAUAGUGACUGCUGUGAAAGUGUUUGGUAGUCAAGGAGGUCGGAGUCUGAGAAGAAUAACCUUGAUUGAUAACAGAGAAGAGGUGGUGAGAGCCAUGCAGGGAGCAUGUGACCGGCUUUUCCAAGGAACAGGCACAACAUUAGGUACACCUAGUAAUUUGGGGCUCCAGUUGGACGCUACCGCCCAAGACACAGCAAGAGGAGCCACUGGUGGACCCCCUGAAGUUAAAGUUGAGCUUGUUGAGGGCACAAUUGAGACCCAGCUGGUUGAUGGCUUGGUAUGUCCCAUGUCUGGCCAUGAUCAUCUCUCCAGCCGCAUUGGAUGUGAUUUGUCCAACAUUGUAGGGCCUCAGCUAAAUGCCAAGUUUCAUAAAGAAGCAGGUGGAGCUUCACUGCCUGGGGACAUAGUUCUGCUCGUUGGCUUGGCUCCUCUCCCAUCAAAAGCAGUGUUCUUCCUCAAUCUUCUCCCCUGGGAUAACAACGAACAUGGAACUGCAGUACAGGCCCUGAGACAAGGAAUAAGAAAAAUUCUUGCAUCCUGUGAGAUUAGAGUCUUUACCUCACUUGCUCUCCCUGUCCUCGGGACCGGUGCUGUCCUGCAGUUUCCUCACACCACAGCAACCAGGGUUCUACUCGAGGAGCUCCAUGACUUUGAACAGAACCGAGUCAGCGGGCUACCUUUCCUGGUUCGCAUUGUUAUUCACCCCACAGACAAAAAAUCCAGCAAGGCGUUCCAGUCUGCUCAGCAAACAUUGCAUCUCAAAGGAUUCACAAAUGAUGCCAACCCUGAUCAAGCUACCUUUUACCGCCAUGUCUCAAGGUCUAAUAUUGACAGUACAGCCAUGCUGGGUGGAGUGAAACUUCAAAUGCUCUGUGGAGACAUUGUAAAUGCGGGCACUGAUGUCCUUGUCAAUACAACGGAUUUCUCCAACAAUCACUCUGGUGUUUCCAAAGCUAUUCUGACUGCAGCAGGACCUUCUAUUGAAGCAGAGUUAAAACAACUGGGCACUCCAGCAGACCACAUGUGCACCACAGGACCUGGGUUGCUCAGUUGCCGAGAAAUCAUCCAUGCUAGUUUCAGCUGUGAUCCAAAGGUGAUUCAGAAGAAUUGCAAGAAGAUACUGAAGCAGUGUGAGAGCAAAGGCUACCAGUCAGUGGCCUUCCCAGCCGUCAAUACCGGUUUGGGCGGUAUGGACUCCGUUAGAGUGUGUAAAGCCAUGCUAGACGGCAUGGCAGCGGCAAUUAGGGACUUGAAGCCGAACUCCCUCUCACUCAUCCGCAUCGUAAUCCUGCAACAACCUAUCUUCCAGAUUUUCAGAUCAGAGCUGGAGAGUCGCUUUGGUCAAAUCGCCCCUCAACGCACCCUUGGAGAAAAAGCUAAAGAGUUGUUGAAGAGUUUAAGACCCUCUUCAGCACUACAAGACAAAACCUUCAUGUCCUCAAAGCCUCAGCCGGCUGUGUUGAAUGUGAUUUGCUGUGGUCCAGGCGUCGUCAUGACCAUCAAGAGAGAUUUCGAGGGGAUCCUGCAGAAGCAGCUGAUUCAGCGAGAGGUGGAUGUGCAUGACUUUUCCAGGCUUGAAGAGAUGGAGCUGGAGGCAGUGCUAUCGAAAGUCAGAGUCCUGGGAAUAAGCCUGGAACGCGAGAGGCGCCAAAGUGAUGAACCUGCCAAAGGCAAGCGAGCAGGAGACACAGGUAGAGCCAAUGCCAGGGAUCAGUCAGGUACAGGAGACGAGGUCUGCGUGCUGAGAGGCCUGAAAGAAGAUGUCUUGAGCGUCACUGAACUAAUCAGCAAAGCCAUCCACAAUUCACUGUGUGAAGACAUCCAAGACAAAAACGAAGCAAUGACGUCCCUGGCUGUCCAGUGGUCCAUUCAGGAUGUUCAUGAAGUCUGGCAGGAGCUGAGCCAGCAUGACAACUACGUGCUGGAGGAAGCUCAUAGGAUGAAACAGUUGUUAGUUGACAUCACAGCACCAGAUGCAACAAUAGCAAGUGUAAACCUCAGGACACUGAAGGCCACAAAUUUGCAAACUGGGAUCAAAUACAAUGUGAGACGGAAGGAGACGGGAGCAACAUUUGAGUAUCCAGCAUACUGGGAACCUAUGCAAGACGAAACCUUUAAAAAGGUUGAACUACACCCAAACACAAAUGAGUACAAGUCUGUAGCCCAGGCUUUCCUCGCAACCGCUAAAUACAGGAUUCAAAAGAUUGAGCGAGUGCAGAACAACUUCCUAUGGCAAGCCUUUAGUGUCUGUAAGCAGCGCCUACUUUCCAAAAAUGGUCUAAAUGAGCUUGGAGAGAAGAUCCUCUACCACGGCACCUCAGAAAAGUCAUGCAAAUCUAUAGAAAAGGACAGAUUUGACCGGAGCUUUGUAGGAACACAUGGUGCCAUGUAUGGAAAUGGAGUUUACUUUGCUGUAAAUGCACAGUAUUCGGCCAGUAGAUUUUCCCAAGCAGACGCCUCAGGCGUGAAGCGGUUGUUUGUGGCUCGUGUCCUGACUGGCCGGUUCACACGCGGUAAUGCCAACAUGAAGUCCCCCCCUCCUCGAGGCACAGACCACACGGACUGCUUCGACAGUUUAGUGGACAACCAGCAGCAUCCCACCAUGUUUGUGAUCUUCCGCGAUGAUCAGGCUUACCCAGAAUACCUGGUCACUUUCACCUGAGGGCGAAGUCAUGAUCACAUUACAUUACAUUACAUUACAUGUCAUUUAGCAGAUGCUUUUAUCCAAAGCGGCUUACAAUGGAAUUGAGUACAAUCAGCCAGGGGUGGAGUCGGACUUGCGACCAUGAUGUCUUUCACACACAGGGUACCGGUCUUAACCACUGAGCCACUCCACCCCAUCACAUCAGGUGCUGUGACAAGAAUACGUGUAGAACGUGUUUACUUCCAAAUUCUACUCCCGGUAGAUGUUUUUGGUGUGCCCAAAAGUGUUGAUUCAUAUAAUGAAUGGUGCUGAUGCUGGGUUUGCUUGUUAGCCAAUUAAGCCACAUCCCAUAACUGCACUUUAUAAUUCAGUGUGUUUUACCUAAAUUUGUCCUUUAGAAUGGAACUCUUUGUAUUGAUUAUUGUGAUGUCAAAAAGCCAUUAUAUUGAUUUUAAAUUACUUUUACAGGAAAAAAAUACACUUGCACAAGGGUCAAUGUAAGGGUUUGCUGAUAAUUUAUAAGUGUUUUUUUCUCAAUGCAGUUAAAUGAGGUAAUAAAUUGUAUGUAGAUUUUGAUUUCUGUGACAUAUUAGAAUCUAAAAUAAUCAUAAUCCAAACAAUAAAACAAUCUGAAGGAAAAACAGUAAUCAUGUU
Messenger RNA from Solea solea (common sole), 5597 nucleotides. RefSeq names its product protein mono-ADP-ribosyltransferase PARP14-like. NCBI's taxonomy places the organism in Eukaryota, Metazoa, Chordata, Actinopteri, Pleuronectiformes, Soleidae. The coding region runs from base 102 to 4961 and encodes 1619 amino acids. The record is from RefSeq and is a predicted model, not a curated record. Gene Ontology annotation, cellular component: nucleus; cytoplasm. The transcript is spliced from 15 exons. Gene Ontology annotation, molecular function: transcription corepressor activity; NAD+ poly-ADP-ribosyltransferase activity. Gene Ontology annotation, biological process: negative regulation of gene expression.